Messenger RNA from Cotesia glomerata, 1381 nucleotides. It is a transcript of the gene Sirt2, whose product is annotated as NAD-dependent protein deacetylase sirtuin-2. Gene Ontology annotation, molecular function: histone deacetylase activity, NAD-dependent; NAD+ binding. Bases 216 to 1316 code for a protein of 366 amino acids. NCBI's taxonomy places the organism in Eukaryota, Metazoa, Arthropoda, Insecta, Hymenoptera, Braconidae. The record is from RefSeq and is a predicted model, not a curated record. The transcript has 6 exons.
AUCAGAAGUGAGCAGCCCCUGAUAGACACUAACAUAAAAAACAUAAAAAUAGAAAAGUAUCUACGGCCAACAUUGAGUAAAUAAAUAAUAAUAAUUACAACUGUCAAUAAAAAUAACAGUCCAGUGUUCGUAUUGGUAUUGUGAAUGAUUUUCCGAAAUUAGAAUUAAAUAGAAAGCUAAUUAAGUACGCAAGUUCGCUGAUAAAUUUUUAUACAAUGGCAACGUCUGAAAAUGAUAAAUGUCAAAAAACGGAUGACAAAACAGAAGAUGAUGAACAAGAAUCUCAUCCUUCAUCUAGUAAAGAUGAUGAUCUUUCUGGAAUCGAAAAAAUGUCUAAGUAUUUAAUGUCCAAGCUGACGCUUAGUGACACUGAAGAAAAAAUGGGUGUAAAAGCGAAACAAAUCUUACAGGAAUUAACUAUUCGUGGUAUUGUUGAUUUUAUCAAAGAGAAUAAGUGCCGUAAUAUAAUAACAAUAUCUGGUGCCGGUAUAUCGACUUCUGCUGGAAUACCUGAUUUUCGUUCGCCCUCAAGUGGACUGUAUUAUAAUUUACAAAAAUAUAAUCUUCCAUAUCCUCAAGCAAUAUUUGAAAUUGAUUUUUUCAAGACAAAUCCUGAACCAUUUUUUGUAUUGGCGAAAGAGUUACUCCCAGAACACCUGAAACCUACAUUAAGCCACUACUUUAUUAAGCUGUUAUCGGAUAAAGGAUUAUUAUUGCGACACUAUACUCAGAAUAUUGAUACUUUAGAAAGAAUUUCUGGGUUGCCUCCUGAAAAGUUGGUUGAAGCCCAUGGGACAUUCCAUUCUGGGCGGUGUCUUGACUGCCGUGCCACUUAUGAUCUCUCAUGGAUGAAAAAAAAACUUUAUGACGAAACCAUACCAAAAUGUGAUAAAUGUUUAGAAGGUGUUGUAAAACCAGAUAUAAUUUUUUUUGGUGAAAUGUUACCGGAGCGUUUCUAUCAUUCAAUUAAUAAUGAUUUCCCCAAAGCGGAUUUACUUAUUAUCAUGGGAUCGAGUUUAGUUGUACAACCAUUUGCAUCGUUAAUUGAUAAAGUAAAAUCAACAUGCCCACGUUUGCUUAUUAAUAAAGAGAAAGUUAGUGUACAAGAUAGACUAUCUCGGUUUUUUGGUUUGAACCAUGGAUUUGUUUUUGAUCCCAAGAGUUCAGAAUGUGCUCGAGACGUUGCUUGGAUUGGAGAUUGUGAUACGGGCUGCAAAUUAUUGGCUGAGGAACUUGGCUGGAAUGAAGAAUUAGAAAAACUCAUGGAAAAUGAUCAUCGACGGAUAGACGCAGAGAAAUCGGAAGAAUCGAAAUAAUUUACUGCGAAUCAUUGUAUUUGAGUUUUUCUUAAAAAUAUUCAAUAUAAUAUAUAAUUACCUUA